AUCGCCUUCAGCGCCUUGGAUGACACCUCGCAUUCGGUGCAUGUUUAUAGCAUCAAUGGCUGCAGUCUGGGCUCCAAAUAUGUGUCCGGCCGGGUCACGGGUUUGGCCAGUGCCUCGGACUACCUGGUGGUGGCCGAUGAUGCCGGCGACAUAACCAUGAGCAGGUUACAUGGGCUGAAGCCCGUUUUUGACAUUCCGCUGCAUGUGCCCAUCCAGACGGUGGUGGUGACUCCGGGCAACACUCACAUCCUGGCGCCGCUCCGGGAUGGUCGUCUGGCCGUGAUUGCCGUGCAGCUGCCAUCCGGCGGCAACAAGAAGCAUUCCGUGCUCAAUGUUUAGACGAGUUCAGGAGCUGGACUUUCCGAAUUUUAAAACCCAAGUCACUUCUACCUAGCCUAACAUAAGUAGUCCCCCUCAGCUAGAUUUAAUUUAUGUCUUGUGAUUUGUCAUGAUUUCUAUAUAUAUUUUUUGUCUUCGUUUCUUGUCUUGUUUCCCACACUACGUGACGUGCCAAAAGCAAAGCCUUUGACCAACAUACUAUAUAUACAUAUUUCCCCGAAAGUCUUGUGACAAAGUGUGUCUAUAUAGAGAAAGAUAUUCCAUGAGCACGCCGAUCGAUUGCAUUCCCAGAAUUUUCAUUGCCAACUGAGCAGUAUUUCCCAGACAACCGGAAUACACCUGACAUUAUGUUGGAGGUGGAGGAGGAGGAGGAGGAGGAGGCCAUGAAUCCUGGGCUCCCCCACAGAAGAUUGAUGGCACACUUGUCUUCGAUUGACGAACAUCUGAGUAAUGUAAAUCAUCCGUCAUUCAAAAGCAAAGGCGAGGUGAUAUCUCUGGUUAGGGGUUUUGGAGACGGAACCGGAGCGUGGCGGUGCAAACUGGUUGCCGACGCACUCUUGGCAAACUGCUCACUGACUCACGAGCGACUUUCAAAUUGGCCCAAACAUAAAAAAAACCACAAAAAAAGCAGCAAAAAAGUCUGCCUGGCAACAGCGGCAAGGCACUUAAUGCCAACGGCAACGUGAGAUCUUGGCGGAUCUCGACGGCAUCCAGCUGCUCAAGAGUAAUCAAGAGAAACACUUUCGAUGCCACCUCCAUCUCCGCCAGCUCCUCCUCCUCCUCCUCCUCCUGCUGCUGCUGCUGCUGCAGACACAACCAAAAUAGAGUCCCGAGAUCUUUGUCCCAUUAAGUGCGCAGACACACACUCUGGUUAGAUCACAUGGUGGUGUUUCCAACUCAUUAACAUAGAGCCAUUUCCAAUUGAAAGUAUUAUCAGCACACAAUUAGAGUCCGUCCACACACACUCAGCACACACACACUCGAUGACAAAGCAAGAAGAAUUCUUCCUAGGUCUUCAAAUUUCCCAAUCUUCAGAAUCUGAAUUUCCAAAGACAAGCGACAAUAUCAAAUGGUGAAUUGAUGAUAUAUAUUUUUGACUCGCACUUCGCCUAUAUGGUUAUAUAGAGUAGGGAUGUAGAGGAACCUCGCUUUUGAAUACACACAGCGCACAAUCCAGACUAUCCUCCUUUUUUUGAACGAAGCAAUCUAUCCAAUAUCUUACUCACCAGCAAUAUAAAUAAAUUAGUCUAUAUAUCAUCAAUGUACGUAAAAGAGUCCCCGAUCGAGUUCGUUAUUUGUUGUUAAGAUUGUAAUGUAUUGCGCGUAUUUAUCGUAAAAUGUUUUUCGCCGUUCAAUGUACGUAACUGUACGAGUUUAUGUAGAUAAUGUGACUAUCUGUAGUUUAUAGAUCUGAUAUAUAUAUAAUAAAGUA
Molecule: messenger RNA, 1771 nt
Organism: Drosophila serrata
Lineage: Eukaryota; Metazoa; Arthropoda; Insecta; Diptera; Drosophilidae
Product: neurobeachin-like protein 1
Biological process (GO): intracellular protein localization
Cellular component (GO): cytosol; membrane
Molecular function (GO): protein kinase binding
Source: RefSeq, a predicted model, not a curated record